Molecule: messenger RNA, 3580 nt
Organism: Nilaparvata lugens (brown planthopper)
Lineage: Eukaryota; Metazoa; Arthropoda; Insecta; Hemiptera; Delphacidae
Product: glutaminase kidney isoform, mitochondrial-like
Exons: 5
Coding region: 1-777 (258 amino acids)
Biological process (GO): L-glutamine catabolic process
Molecular function (GO): glutaminase activity; protein binding
Source: RefSeq, a predicted model, not a curated record
AUGGUUGCAGUGUUGUGCGAUGGAAGCGAACUGCGAGAGCAUGUCGGUGAUGGCAGCGACGCUGGCCAAUGGCGGCAUCUGCCCCAUCACCGAGGAGAAGGUGCUCCGGCCCGACUCCAUCCGGGAUGUCCUCUCACUCAUGCACAGCUGCGGCAUGUACGACUACUCCGGACAGUUCGCCUUCAAGGUGGGCUUGCCGGCAAAAUCAGGCGUAUGCGGAGGUAUGCUGGUUGUGAUACCCACACAAUGGGGAUAUGCUCUUGGUCUCCGCCGCUCGACCACAUGGGCAACAGUUGCCGUGGUGUUCAGUUUUGUGAGGAACUUGUUCGUGUCUUCAACUUCCAUCGGUAUGACAAUUUGAAGCAUGCCACAAAUAAAUUGGACCCCAGAAGACACAAGUACGAGACGAAGGGACUGAGCAUUGUCAACUUGCUCUUCUCAGCGGCCAGUGGAGAUUUGUCUGCAAUGAGAAGACACAGACUGUCGGGAAUGGACAUGACCCUGGCCGAUUAUGACGGCAGGACGGCUCUGCAUCUGGCUGCAGCCGAAGGCCACCUCGACAUCGUCACAUUCCUGCUGGAGCAGUGUGCUGUGCCCCACCAUCCCAAGGACAGAUGGGGCAACUCGCCGCUGGACGAGGCGAUGCGCUUCCGACACGUGCAAGUGGUGACCUACCUGAAGGAGUGGGCCAAGCAGCAGCCCCCACCCGGCCUCGACGAGUCAUCCUCGUGCGAACCCCCGAGGCCCGUUGAGGAGACCUCGCCACUUCCCUCCUAAACACUCUCUCUCUGUGCUUCCACUCGACCUGACAAUAAAACCGGGCCUGGCUUCUCAACAAACCGCAAUAAUAUUCAUUAAAUAGUUUGCAAUAUUAUUAAACUUACAGACACCAAACAUGCUAUAGUUUAAAUCUGUUUUCUGUUUAUGACUGUUUGAAGCUGUUCCCUGUUUAGGACUGUUUGGAGCCCUUUAGUCUGGAACUGCUCUAAACUGUUUCAUUCAGAAAUUUAACUGAUUGAAUGUCGGUUAUGUCGGAAUGUCUAUUGGACACAUUAAUAUUCAUAUUUAUUUCUAUUCAAUCAGACACAUUAUAAUACUGGGAAAAGAAAAUAGACACAAGCCCGAAAUUUCUCCUCCUUAGUUAAUUAAAAUUGAGCAAUGUAGGGUUUUGGCUCAUCACAUUCACUUUAACAAUUUUCACUUUUCACAAGACUAAAUAACUUAUAUAGGCUUAAGUUUUAUUAUUUGAAUUUUGUUAUAUCUAGUAAUAUAGAAUACAAAAACAUUUUUUGUAUUUGUGUAUUCAAUUGUUAGUAGUUUACUCACAAAAAACAAACAAAUUUCAUCAUUUAAGAACUACCUAACGAAAAAGAACUAUCCUAUUCAUACAACUAGCAAAAUUCAAUAAGUCCAAAAUAAUAUUAAGUUACUUAAUAAUAUAAGUAUACGGUACGGUAUGGGCAUUGAUCAACAUACAAUGAAUUACUAUAAUGGAUGAGUAGAAUCAAUUACCAUCAAAAUCGAUUUACUCUGGUAAAAUAUCAGUAGCAUACUGGUACAAUAAUUAUCAGUAAAAGCUCAAAAAUAUAGAUCUUUCAAGAAUAAUGUAAUGGCUUCCAAUCAAAGUUAAACUCAUUCCAUUACCCAAGUUCCAUUGAAUACUCGAAUCUUUAUUGAAUUGAAUGCUGAAUGUCUAGUGAUGUUGUUGCUUUUAUAUUCUUUCAGGCAUGAUGAGUUCAAAAUUACUUUUUUAAAGUGAAGAGUGGAAUUAAGUGAGUAACAAAUAUCAUAUCAGCCUAACGCCUAUAACUGGGUUGGCUUCAUGCUCCCCAUACAUCGGGGAUACGAUUUAUUUAUUUAUUUUAUUUCAAAAAAUCACAGUUCGUAAGAGAAAAAUAUAGAAUACCUUGUACUAUCCCCCUCCCAAAUUUAAAUAGCAUUAAAAUGUUCGAAAUAGGCUUUUGUACUAUUCCACUCCAUAUUAAGAUAGCAUGAAAAAAGUCCGAAAUAGGAGUUUAAAGAGUGGUGUAAAAACCUUGGCUCUCUCCACUAUCAAAAACUAUACUGUUUACUGUAUAUGAUAGGUAGAAAACUCUAUAUUUGUUGAUGUUGAUCAAAAAUCAGUUAGACAUCUUGCUUAUCAUUAAUUUUAACAAAAAUAAUUUUGAUUAUAUAGAUAAAUGAGAUUUUAUGGGUGGAAUUAUUGAUUCCUUCGAGCUAAUAAGAGACUGAGUGGAUUUAGAGCAUGUUUUAGGAAGUUAUAACUAAUAUUAUUCUUAUAGUAGUAGUAUUCUUAUGUCCUCAUGAAUAGCUAUAAAGACUAAUAGUCAUUUUCAUAACUGUCGUUAUUUAUUCCCUCAAUGCUACCGUUUUUAUUGAUUUAAAUGGCCAGAACUAAUGAAGAAAUUGAAGAAAACUGAGAAACCAGGCCUUACCAUAUCUAGCUAAUAUAUUAUUGUUACUCUUUAGAUGUCUAUUUGAAAUAAAAGUUCAUGAAUUUAGAUUAUUUAUGUAUGUGAAUCUUUGAAAAAAUGGUGUAUAUCCUGCCUCCACUCAUGGCGACAAUAUUUGCACUUUUCAUCACAUCAAGGUGAUGCAAUGAAUUGUUAGAGUUAGAUGUUAGAGAGCUUCCUUAUCUAUAAGUGUUUUUGAAUGUUGUGAAUUUGAUAUCAAAUCUACCGUAUGAUAAAUGUGUGUGAUUUUCAUAUUCGAUUUGCUUGUAAACUAAUCGAAAAAAGAUAUUAUCUUUUACCCCCUAGUUCUUCUUGAAUGUGACUUUGAUCUGUAAAGGGCUGUUUGAAGACAUUUUGUAAGCCGCAGUUCAGUUUUGCCAGUGUGACUUCAGGAUAUAAGUUUGAAUCUUCAUCAUUUUACUGCACCUUUUCUAAAACAAUCAAAAUUUGAGAUCGAACAGCCUCUCAACCAGUUUUCUUGACCUAUCCUUUUUCUUGACUGUUUUAUUGUUUAGCUAAUUUCUGUGCUUACUCUUUUAUCCUUGUGAGUCUUUUAUUGAAGAAUUUAGCUUGAAGAUGAGGGUUGCCUGAUUCCAAUAUGACGCUUAUAUAGUCUGAAGUUGAACAUGCCACUUUCGGGUCUGGGUAUUUAUGAAGUUUGACAAUAAUAGAUUUUGAUAAGAUAUAAGUAGAUAAGUAGGUGGCGAAGAACUUUUCCAUUCAAAUUAAUUAUUAUUAUUGUGAGAAUAGUGUUUCAAUAUGUUGUUUUCUUUUCUAAUUCUAUCAGUUUUAUAUUGAAAUAGAAGAUUUUUUACCUGGUUUAUUUUCUUAGGUGGUAUAUUAUUCUAUUAAACUUUGUUAUUCCCAAUAUUAGUCAAUAUCCUUUGUCAAAAUAACUGACUCAUUUAUUUCUUUUAUCUACCGUUCUAUUAUUUCUAGGCUACCAACAAAAUUGAUAUAUUACCUUCGGCUAUAAUCAAGUAAUACUAUACCGUAAACAUCGAAUGUCAAUUCUUGAAAAGACAAAAAGAGUGGAUUCUAUUAUACCUUUAAUGAAAACUCCACUUAUAGUUAGUAAGUUAUGAGCAUCGUAUUCUUGAAAUGUCUUGAUAUAUUAAGAAUUGAUU